This is a messenger RNA of Phytophthora nicotianae INRA-310, 138 nucleotides long. RefSeq lists its product as hypothetical. The transcript is spliced from 2 exons. NCBI's taxonomy places the organism in Eukaryota, Oomycota, Peronosporomycetes, Peronosporales, Peronosporaceae. Bases 1 to 138 code for a protein of 45 amino acids. The record is from RefSeq and is a predicted model, not a curated record.
AUGUCAAUACCGUCGUUGAUGACGCUGAAGCUGCAAACCUACACUUUCAUCGGGCAAUUGAUCAAUGUGGAGACUACAACAUCAUGGCUUUCGCAAGCUCGACUGGAAUGCGUAGAAGUGGAUUUGUGCAAAAGUUAA